Tilletiaria anomala UBC 951 is the source of this 3170-nucleotide messenger RNA. RefSeq lists its product as uncharacterized. The coding region runs from base 84 to 2840 and encodes 918 amino acids. NCBI's taxonomy places the organism in Eukaryota, Fungi, Basidiomycota, Exobasidiomycetes, Georgefischeriales, Tilletiariaceae. The record is from RefSeq and is a predicted model, not a curated record. The transcript is spliced from 2 exons.
CCAGGAAUGCGCUACCAAGACCUUCAGAAGUGAGAGACCGGCACUCGUCCGGACUAGCCUUCCAGACCGCCACGCUAUGAAAGAUGUCGUUUCCGACAUCAACUAAGAAGAGCGCAAAGAGCCCUCAUGGGAAGGUCGACACCAGUCUCAAUGGAGCUACAAAGUCUGUCAUCUCUGGCGACUGCCAGGAAAGCGGGGCUCAUGUGACAUCAUCAUCGUCAUCUCCUCCUGCAACGCAGGGCAAUACGCAUCAGCCACGCCACGCGGAGACGACGUCAACACAUCACUCUGCCGCCGUUACUGCCCGCAAUCUGGCGGCAAGAGUCGCGUCUGCUCCAAAAGGCGCCAAGCACAAGGUCUUCAAGAGCAGAGUUCGUGCAGCUGGUGCAAAAGCCGGGAGGCUAGUCACAGAAUUUAACGGCAAAGUGGUUGACCUGAGCUCCUUCAAUGAUCCGCAUUCACCUGCGAAUCUGGUCGUGUCGCCAAGGAGCGCCUUGUCUGAGCCGGAUCCAGCAGCCGCAGGAACAGCGGCUUCCUGCUCGCUUGAGUCGCAUCCGCCAUUGCUCACUGCAGCAUUUAGCGUGGAUGCGCCUAGUACCGUCCGUGGAGACGGCACUCCGGCCAAGUGGCCGAGCGAGGCCAUGAGGAUGCGCAUUGACAGCGCUGCGCACGGGGCUGCAACGCCGCAAGACUGGCAUCAGUCUUAUCCGUCAUCUACGUGGAGCGGUGAGCAUGUUGAGCAACAGAGGCGACAAACGAAGGAUCGACUGGAGCGCGAACGACAGCUGGCAGAGCUGGAGCUGCAGCAAAGGGAGAUGAUGGAAGAGCAUGCUAGGAGACUCAACAUUUUCAUGCGUGAUGCAUCGGAUUUGUCGCUUCGGCAGCGCGUUGAGGACUACGUUCUUCUUGAUUUCGAGGUUGCACAGCUCCCAAGACAACAUGAUUCUUCCUUCUGCAAGCGUCCGCUUCAUGGCCGACGCGACAGUCAAUACUCGAGUCACUUCGCCGACGAGUACUCGAACAACGACGAGCAUCGUGACGUGCUCGAACUUGUGCAGGACGUCAUUCAAAAGACAAAGGCAACGAGUGGCCUGCGCUACAUCACCCUCGCAUCCUCUACUACGACGCCGGAUGGGUCUGAACGGCCCAUUGCGAAUCUACCACCGCGGAGUCUCGAGGAGCGCUGCCGCCAGAUGCGCUCGGGAGGCUGGCCGAGGUCCAGUGACGAAUUGUCUUCGUCAUCGUUGUUAGCAGGAGACGAACCGGAACCUGCGUCAUCAUGCCCAGGGCGUGGCAAUACUCCGCAUCGCGAGGCAUGGUGCAUCACGCCACCUGAAGGCAUGGACCAUGACGACUUCCUUAACCUCCUCUUACAACAGCAGGAAACUAUUCUUUCACAGCGAGGGGACCGACAGCCGGCUGCCGCUUUUGAGUGGUGGCCAUCCUCGUACACACCCGAACAGCAUUGGUCGGAUCUAUGGCAAGCAGCUGGCACCGGGCAGCUCAUACAUGCUGUACCUGAUCCUCAUGGUGACAGAGAAGAUGAUCUUUCAUCGGCUCAGCAGCAAAGCUCAGAACAGCCACCAAGUAGCAUUCAAGAGAUGUCUGACAACCUGGAUGGUGGUGCGAGCGGGGCUGCAUCGAAGCGGGCUGAAGCUAAAGCUCGCAAGAACAAAAAGAAGCUGGAGAAGCGGAAGGCGAAACGAGCAAGGGAAAGGCACGAUGUUCAACAGGGGUUAGCAGCUUCUGCCAUGCAUGUCAACGGUCCAAGGCCUGAGCCUUUCGCUGUCUCAUCCGGUGACGCGAGUACCGAUUGGCAAGACGAUGAGCUUGGAGCCGGCUCAACCCUGCAGCAAAGCUUUUCUGGCACUCCUCACGAUCGAGAGCGUUUUCGCCCUGAGACAGGUUUCACAUAUGAGGAGAGCGAUGUUGAAGGAAAUACGCUAGCACCGUGCACUGGUACUCCUGCUCAAAGAGAUGCACGCGUGACUAGGUGGGACAUCCCGCCUUGCAAUGGUAACUCAAGUGCUGCCAGUGGAAGCUCAAAGUCAAGCUGCAGUGAGGUCGCCCUACAGUCGGGAACACAGCUGUUCGAGCCCAGCACAGAGCCUUUCAGCGAUAUCAGCUUGCGGGAUAUCGAGGUGUUCUCGUCCGAUCUUUGUCCGCAGCCAGACUCCAAGCAGCCAAAUGAUUUAGAUACUAAAGGAUACAGCAGUCCUGAUCAACUAUCUUCUCGACCGGGCUUAGACGAGGAAUGUAUACGUCGACCUCGGGAUGCGUCGGACGACGGCUCGUCAAAUCCAAUCAUUUCGCGCGAAAGUGCUCCUUCAUUCCGUCCGCAGGGGUUAACAGUCUUGUGCGAGGCCCAAGUAUCUGAGCACAACCCGAAGACUGCUGUCCCGUCACUCCAGGAAAACAAUAGGCUGGUCAUCGACGCUUUCCACCCAUCAUAUCAACUGCACACCAAGGCGGCCUCACAUUUCCCAGGUCAUGCGAGUGUCCUGGAUACUGUAGACUUGUUAUCGGACGUCGAAACUUGCAGCAACAGCGCGCAUUCCGAUAGCUCCGAAGUCUCUCUCCCAACGUAUCACUUACUUUCGCUUUUGGAAACGAAUGGAGCAGAAGAGCGGAAAUGGCUCCAUUCGCUGGAGAGUGUAGAGGCUCAGGAGCAUGACGCAAUCGAGAGGUUCCUCAAUGAUUCGGACGAGGCUUGGCGCGUUGCUAUGGGUUACCCGGUGAGAAUCUUUCAUGAAUUUUCACCCCGUCUGCUUCUGACACAAUCAAGUUCAGGCCCAAUAUACCACGCUGGAAGAAUUCCAGGAGCGCAAGGAUUUCCUUGAUACAAGGAUGUCGGUAUGCGAAGGCUCUCAAAGAAGUUUGUCCUCUGACUCUGGAGCCCAUUGGCCUCGCGGAGACCUUGCUGGAUCAUUCCUCCACACGCCCACCCCGUACAGGUCGAUAGGCGCCUCCAGCGAUCCAUCUGUUUCUCCAGCGCUUAUCUCCAGUACUGAAGCUUUGUGUGCCUCAUACGAUUACGUGAGCUCAGAACCGAAUGGUGAGCCUGCGAUCUACAUGGAACCUCCUAGACAGUUCGAGGACGUCAAAGCAUCAUUGCAUCGGCAAGAAUCAUUGCAGCCACUGCCCCGAGCUCUCACGUCCAUUAUGAUGGC